Molecule: messenger RNA, 1306 nt
Organism: Solanum dulcamara
Lineage: Eukaryota; Viridiplantae; Streptophyta; Magnoliopsida; Solanales; Solanaceae
Product: peter Pan-like protein
Exons: 7
Coding region: 161-1186 (341 amino acids)
Biological process (GO): ribosomal large subunit assembly; rRNA processing
Cellular component (GO): preribosome, large subunit precursor
Molecular function (GO): rRNA binding
Source: RefSeq, a predicted model, not a curated record
AAAAAAGUGUACUAGUUUGGGUUUAGCUAGGGUUUUAUGUAACUUGUCUCCUUUCUCGUCCAUUGUUGCAGAGCCUUAAAUCAUAUAUUUGGGGGAUUUCUAAAAUACUAACAGUUGGUAAUCUGCAGCAAACUUGGAGUGUCUAGCGAAUUGGUAGAGUAUGGGUCGUUUCAAGAAUAAGAAUAGGAAGCCAUUUGUCAAGCAAAUUGCAAAGACGGCCCCAACUGUCAACCCUGUUACUGGAGACAAGAUUCCAAAGAGCUUGGUGUUUUCAAGGGGGAAGAUUCCUGGUCCUCUAAGACAGUUGCAAAUGGACUUGCGGAAAUUGAUGCUUCCUUAUACUGCUCUCAAGCUCAAGGAAUCGAAACGAAAUAAUCUCAAAGAUUUCGUGGCUCUUGCUGAUGGUUUGAGUGUCACACAUUUCCUCAUAUUGUCAAAAACUGACUCUGCAGCAUACUUGAAGGUUGCCCGAAUGAAGCAUGGUCCCACUUUGACGUUUAAAAUACAUAAAUAUUCGUUGGCUGCUGACAUUGCUCAAUCUCAACUCCGUCCAAGAUGCCCUCCGGAUCUUUUCAAAAACCCACCGUUGAUUGUGCUAUCUGGUUUUGGGACAGGGGAACAGCAUCUAAAGGUCACUACGUUUAUAUUCCAGAACAUUUUUCCUGCCAUUGACAUAAAUACAGUCAAACUGUCUUCUUGCCAAAGGAUUGUAUUACUUAAUUACAACAAAGAAACAAAGCUUAUUGAUUUCCGGCACUACUCUAUCAGAUUACAGCCAGUGGGUGUUUCUCGCCGAAUCAGGAAAUUUGUGCAAAACCAUCAAGUGCCUGAUCUAAGAAGUCUUCAAGAUGUUAGUGACUUCGUGACUAAGGCUGGUUAUGGAUCUGAAAGUGAAGGGGAUGAUGAGGCAGCAACUGUAAAUCUGUCAUCUGAUAUUGGAAGAGUUAAUCGAGCUUCUACGAAAAGUGCUGUCAAACUUCAAGAGAUUGGACCUAGAAUGACUCUUCAACUUGUCAAGAUUGAAGAGGGCCUCUGUACUGGUGGAGUCCUUUUCAAUGAAUAUGGUAAUGUCGAUGCUCAAAAAUCAGGAAAUGAAGAAGAGGAUGAACAAGAAAGUGAUGAAGAGAUGGAUAUAGAUGAUCAGGAAAAUGAAGAUGAGGAAGAACUAGAAAUUGAAGAGGAUUAGCUCUUUAUUUUGUUCUUGUAUUGCCAAUAUAUAUUGUGAGAUGCUGGAAGAGGAAAGAAUUUCAUUUUUGAAUUUGCUUUCAUGAGCUAUUCUACUAUAGUAACUAUACCUUUUCCUCAA